GAGAGGAGAGGAGAGGAGAGGAGAGGAGAGGAGAAGAGAGGAAAGGGAUAAUGGCUGGACUAGAGGAUCAGAGCAUCAGCGUGGCUGGCAUGACCCUGCGUGACGUCAUGUCAGGGACGGAGCCAGAGGAGAGCGGGGACGAGCUGCUCCCAGGGGGACAACAGCCAGACAGCGGUGACGAGUGGGACACGGACCUAGAGGUGGACGACUUCAGGAAGAGGAGGCUGGUGGUGACGGCGACUGACCUCUACCUGCAGGCCUGUCAGAUCGUGGGCGUCAUCCCGGCCACCUACUACCUGCGUCACCUGGACCAGCCCACUCUGAACAUGAACCACCACGGCCUGGGCCCCAAAGGAACCAAGGCCUUAGCCAUCGCUUUAGUGUCGGACAUUAAUAUCACGGAUCUGGAGCUGGAGGACAAUGGCAUCCUGGCAGAGGGGGUGGGCUAUCUGGCGGAGAUGAUGAAGGAAAACUUUUAUAUCCAGAGGAUGAAUCUUUCCUACAACAACCUGCAGACAGAUGGUGCUGAGAAUGUUGCCAAAAUGCUGAUGGAGGACACCGCCAUCAAAGUCCUCAAACUGUCAGGAAAUGGAUUUGUCGACGAAGCAUCUAAAUACUUUGCAGAUGCCUUGGCGACCCAUUUCCAGGUGAAAUCGCUUGAUCUUAGCCAUAAUCAGUUCUGUGAGAACGAGCACCUUGGCCACAUGUUGGCCAGUAAUGAGAGCCUGGAGACACUGAAUCUGAGCUGGAACUUCCUACGCAUGGGUGGGGCAGUGGCACUCUGCAAUGGGCUGAAGGUGAACGUGACCCUGAAGCACCUGGACCUGUCCCAUAACGGUUUCGGCAAUGAGGGCGCCCAGGCAGUAGGGGACGCCCUGCGCCACAACAACACCCUGCUCUCCCUGGACCUCUCCAGCAACCGCAUCACCGACCAGGCGCUCCGCCUACUCUGCCACGGCCUGGCCGUCAACGACUCACUCAGGGUGCUCCGGCUGCUCCAAAACCCUAUAACAUCUGGAGGCACCUUACUGCUGCUCACCACCAUAAGGAACAACCCCAAAUCAGGCCUGGAGGUCCUGGACAUUUCGACAUUAGUGGUGAGCGAGGCCUUUGUGGAGCUGCUGGAGAGUGUGCGUCAGGAUCAUCCGGCGCUGGAGGUCCACUACCAGGGAGUCGCCGGCUACUUCAGCCGCGGCCGCAAGCUCGACCCCAUCCAGACGCUUCAGAAAAUACUUGCAGAACGCACUCAGAGCCUUGCAGACUUCUUCAGGAAAAUAGACAAGGACGGAAGCAUGAGGGUGCACGCUUCGGACCUCAAGAAGGCCAUACAGCAAGAGAAGAUACCCCUUGACUGCUACAGCAUCGAGGUGUUGAUUCAGAAGCUGGGGGCUGAUAAAGCAGGCAUGAUAGAUUACAGCUCGCAGUCUUAGGGGAGGGAAACUGUAGCUACAGUCCCCAUCAAUGCAGCAGAGACCACAAUGGUACCAAGUCAUGGGGAAGAGCGGAGUACAGUUUCAUUGGCUGAAAAGAAGCAAACUAAACCAAAAUAUCUUAA
Molecule: messenger RNA, 1555 nt
Organism: Engraulis encrasicolus (European anchovy)
Lineage: Eukaryota; Metazoa; Chordata; Actinopteri; Clupeiformes; Engraulidae
Product: leucine-rich repeat-containing protein 74A-like
Exons: 13
Coding region: 51-1430 (459 amino acids)
Molecular function (GO): calcium ion binding; protein binding
Source: RefSeq, a predicted model, not a curated record